This is a messenger RNA of Symsagittifera roscoffensis, 1012 nucleotides long. Its product is annotated as signal peptidase complex catalytic subunit SEC11A-like. The coding region runs from base 23 to 574 and encodes 183 amino acids. NCBI's taxonomy places the organism in Eukaryota, Metazoa, Xenacoelomorpha, Acoela, Convolutidae. Gene Ontology annotation, cellular component: signal peptidase complex; membrane. The transcript has 3 exons. The record is from RefSeq and is a predicted model, not a curated record. Gene Ontology annotation, molecular function: serine-type endopeptidase activity.
UGUGUGUGAAGUGUUGUCAAGCAUGUUGUCAUCUCUGCUUGGCUUGAGUUGUUUCGACGACAUCCGGCGACUCAACUGGCGCCAGGGGUUGUACCAGGUGCUCAACUUCGCCAUGGUAGUCUCCUCCGCUCUCAUGAUGUGGAAGGGACUCAUGGUGCUGACGGGCAGUGAGUCGCCUAUUGUAGUGGUCCUUAGUGGAUCCAUGGAGCCAGCAUUUCACAGGGGUGACCUGCUGUUCCUCACGCAUUACGAGGAUUCGCCUAUUAGAGUUGGAGACAUCACAGUGUUCCGCAUCGAAAACCGUGACAUUCCGAUAGUUCACCGAGUGAUCAAGGUACACGAAAACAACACUGGUUACGUCAAGUUCCUUACCAAGGGAGACAACAACAAAGUCGACGACAGAGGCCUCUACGCAGAAGGCCAGCUAUGGCUAGAAAAGAAAGACGUUUUAGGCAGAGCACGUGGGUUUGUGCCCUACGUGGGAAUAUUCACAAUCCUCAUGAAUGACUACCCCCAGCUGAAGUACUGUGUGCUCACAUUGCUAGGUCUCUUCGUACUCCUACACCGUGAAUAGCAGUCGACCAUUUCAUGUCAGCAAUUCAUUCACACGCAGUUUAAUAAGUGCGCACUGUGAACAAAUGCAUAUCCGAUUGUUCCACCAUCACUUACAAAAUCAAACUGUUUUUUUUUUGGAAAAAUAAAAAUAGAGAAAAGUAGGUAAUCGGGUGAACCGUCGGAUAUGUAUGUUAGCCUCAAUGUUAAAUCUGCUACGAGCAAAGCUAAACUAGAACUGGAUGGGGGCUUCUUCAAUUAUCAGUCGUUUUGGCCCUCGAAUUUCAGAGAGUUAAUGUAAUCAAGUAUAAAUUAUGUUUGAAUGAUUUUUAUUUAUUUUUGCUCUUGAUUAUCAAGGUGCAACUUCAGUGUUUCCUCAGUGUUUUUGCUUUAAUUGUUUAUUAUAUUGACUUGUGUAGUUUUGGUUCAUAUGGUUUUGAGAAAUGAAUUCUAACGAAAA